Molecule: messenger RNA, 4423 nt
Organism: Brassica rapa (field mustard)
Lineage: Eukaryota; Viridiplantae; Streptophyta; Magnoliopsida; Brassicales; Brassicaceae
Biological process (GO): tRNA methylation
Cellular component (GO): cytoplasm
Molecular function (GO): protein binding
Source: RefSeq, a predicted model, not a curated record
GGUCGCGUGUUCGAUCCACGCUCACCGCAUCUUAUUUUUUUAUUUUCUGCCUUUUGGGCCCUUCACUCCCUAAUUGUAAUUUUCUAUUUGAGGCCCAUUGGACCAUUCACUCUCAAACAGUUCCUAAGCCCAAAUGUUUAGUUGACUCAUUUUGGAAAGUUUGACUAUAGUUUCUUUCAGUUACCUCUUAAAAACUUUGAACUCUAGUCGGAGCCGCCCCCGAACUGGUGAAGCAACAAAGCCAUGGCGAAAGACAACACCCGCCGCACGUGGAACCCUCGUGCCGGUCCAUAUCUCGGAGAAGUCUCCUCCUUAGCUUUCCUCAACCUCCCGCAACACGUUUCCCCCAUUCCUUAUCUUCUCGCCGGAUCCGGUUCGGAGAUUCUGCUUUACGAAUUGAGCUCUGGGGAGCUGAUUCGCUCGUUCCAAGUGUUUGAGGGAGUUCGCGUACAUGGAACUGUUUGUAGCGGGAGCUUUGUUCGUUCUGGUGAUAAGUAUAAGUAUAAGCUUGUUGUGUUUGGGGAGAAGAAAGUGAAGAUCUUUGCGUUGGUUGUUGAGUUAGGUUCGAGUGGUGGUGAAGUCUCUGUGGGUUUGGAAGUGGUUGAGUCUUUGCCGAGGCUUAGCAAUUGGGUCUUCGACGUUUGUUUCUUGAAGGAUGAGGAGGAAGAAGAUAAGCUUCUAGCUAUUGGGUGUAGUGAUAACUCUGUGUGUGUUUGGGAUGUUAAAGAGUCACGUAUGGCUUUUGAGAUUCAUUCACCAGAAAGAUGUCUACUUUAUACUAUGCGAUUAUGGGGCAAUAGUAUUUCGACUCUACGCAUUGCGUCUGGGACUAUUUUCAAUGAGAUCAUUGUUUGGAGGGCUUCUGGUCUUGAUGGUGACAACUUAGGCAAUGGGAAAUAUUGUGCGUCCCAUAUGCUUAGACUCAUUGGUCAUGAGGGUUCAAUAUUUCGCAUCGUUUGGUCUUCGGAUGGAUCUAAACUAGUCUCUGUCUCUGAUGAUCGUAGUGCUAGGAUAUGGGAAAUUGAUUCGCAGGAGGUCAUUGGCCCUGUGCUGUUUGGUCACAGUGUGAGGGUUUGGGACUGCUGCAUCUCAGACUCUUUGAUUGUUACUGCUGGUGAGGAUUGUACAUGCCGUAUCUGGGGCAUGGAUGGUACGCAGCUGGAAGUGAUAAAGGAACAUACCGGAAGAGGCAUAUGGAGAUGUUUGUAUGAUCCGAACUCAUCCCUUCUUGUUACUGCUGGAUUUGACUCCGCAAUCAAAGUGCAUCAAUUGCAUAAUUGUGGGUCUGAAAUCUUGUUGGAUACUGUAGGAAUGCAUGAUUCACAAGAUAAAGUGGAAUCUUUUUCAACCCGUCUCCCAAAUUCAGUGCAGCAUACUGGUCGCAUGGACAGCAAGAGUGAGUAUGUACGCUGUUUGCAGUUUACGCAGGAGGAUACCAUGUACGUGGCCACAAACCAUGGUUGCUUGUACCAUGCAAGAUUGUUACCAUCUGGAAAUGUAAAGUGGACUGAGCUAGUUCGCAUACCUGAAGAAGGGCCUAUUAUUACCAUGGAUGUUUUGCCUGGAGGAAAGGUACACGAGUCUUGUGCAUUAGAUGAUUGGGUUGCUCUUGGAGAUGGCAAAGGAAAUAUGACAAUAGUUCGAGUUAUUGGUGAUAUGUGUAACCCACUUGCGGGAUCCAAUCAAACUUGGAAGGCUAGCCCAGAGAGACAACUUCUGGGGACCUUCUGGUGCAAAUCAUUAGGAUAUAGGUUUGUUUGUUCUUGCAAUCCUAGAGGACUGUUGAAGCUGUGGAGACUAUCUGAUCCUUUAGCUUCUGCUGCUUCUAGCGCUUAUGAUAUCUCCCUUGUGGCCGAAUUCUCCUCUUCUUUUGGAAUGCGAAUAAUGUGUGUAGAUGCAUCAGCUGAAGAUGAGGUGCUUGUGUGUGGAGAUUUACGUGGCAAUAUUACACUUUUUCCCCUGUCAAAGGAUAUGCUGGACGGGGUUUCUGUUUCUCCAGAAUUGAAGAUACCUUCAUCUAACUAUUUCAAAGCUGCCCAUGGGAUUUCAACUGUUUCCAGUCUUUCAGUGGUCAGAUUAACUUCCAACAAAGCUGAGAUAUACUCGACUGGAGCAGACGGUUGCAUAUGCUAUUUUGAAUAUGACAGAGAGAGGCAGGCUUUAGAGUUUAUGGGUUUGAAACAACUGAAAGAGUUGAGCUUAGUCCAAUCUGUUUGCCAAGGCAUGCACUUUUCCAAAGACCAUCCGAACAAUGAAUAUGCCGCUGGAUUUUCAUCAACUGAUUUUAUUUUGUGGAACUUAACAACUGAAACAAAGGUUGCACAGAUCUCAUGCGGUGGAUGGCGUCGUCCCCACUCUUUCUAUCUCGGGGACAUCCCUGAGAUGCAAAACUGUUUUGCUUAUGUGAAGGAUGAUGUCAUUCAUAUUCAUAGACACUGGGUUGGAGGAGAAAAGACCAAAGUCUUUCCUCUAAAUUUGCAUACACAAUUUCAUGGAAGAGAAUUACAUUCCUUAUGUUUCAUCUCUGCGGAUACAAAAGCUGGAUUUGAAUCUGAAGAACGCAAAAUAUCUGAUCGGUCUAGUUGGAUUGCAACAGGUUGUGAAGAUGGAUCCGUGAGAUUAACUAGGUAUGCAUCUGAGUUUGGAAAUUGGUCAACAUCAGAGCUAUUAGGAGAACAUGUUGGAGGAUCAGCAGUGAGAUCAGUUUGCUGUGUAUCAAACAUGCACAUAAUUGCUUCAGACAUACCAGACAUUGGCGGAGAAGACUCUGUGAUGGAUGAUAGUGAAAGCCCUUGCUUACUGAUAUCUGUUGGAGCCAAGCGUGUUCUAACCUCUUGGCUCCUAAGGAAUGGUAGACAAAAUAAGAAGGGAGAAUCUUUAGUUAGUGAUAACGGAGACGAUAGAGCUUCAUCGGAUGUCUCUUCAGUGACGUUCCAAUGGCUUGCUACUGACAUGCCCACCAAAAGUAAAAAGAUUGAGAAAUCUCCGAAACUGGAUGUUGUAGAAGAAGAUACUAGCGUUAACGUCACAGAAUCAAGAUCCAAUUCCUACCAGGGGCGAGAAAAUUAUGAAGAUGACUGGAGAUACAUGGCUACGACUGCUUUUCUAGUCAAAUGUGUUGGUUCCAGGUUAACUAUCUGUUUUAUCGCUGUGGCUUGCUCUGAUGCCACCCUUACACUACGAGCGCUGGUCUUGCCGCAUAGAUUGUGGUUUGAUGUUGCGUCUUUGGUUCCUCUGAAAUCUCCAGUUCUGUCACUACAACACGCCAUUGUGCCUCUGCAUCCUCCAAAUGAAGGUGAGAAUAAUAAUACAUCAUCUAGUGAUGCUUAUCUUCUCAUCAGUGGAGCCACAGAUGGAAGCAUAGCCUUUUGGGAUGUAACUACAAGUGUAGAAGCUUUUGUGAAGCAAGUAUCGAGCCUCCAUAUCGAGAAGUUCAUUGAUUGUCAGAAACGACCACGAACUGGAAGAGGAAGCCAAGGUGGUAGGAAAUGGAAACUGUUAGGCGCGAAGAGAACACAAGACAGUAGCAGUACCUUGGUUAGUGAAUCUGCAGAAGAAGAUCCAGCAAAUGGUGUUAUUCCUCAGGAAAACGGUAACAACGAAAGUGCAGAUUCUCUUCCUGAUACAAGCGAGAUAAAGCCUUCACAUGUCGUUAAGAAUGCUCAUCAAUCUGGCGUCAACUGCCUUCAUGUUUCCCGCUCGAGCAGCUCUCCAAGUCACGGCAAUGGUUUGAUGUUCAAUGUGAUUAGCGGGGGUGAUGAUCAAGCCCUUCAUUGUCUUAGCUUCAACAUCCUUAGCAGUAGUCCUGCCAACAAAUCUGAACAAACCCCAAGUUACAGUAUCAGGCUUACAGACCGUGGUGGUGUUGCAUCAGCUCAUAGCUCUGCCAUAAAAGGUGUGUGGAUGGACGUGAAGUGGAUAUUCUCAACAGGUCUUGAUCAACGUGUGAGAUGUUGGUAUCUAGACAAAGAUGGUAAACUGGUCGAGCACGCUCAUAUAAUCAUCAGUGUACCAGAGCCAGAGGCGCUUGAUGCUAAAGCCAUUGAUGAAAACAGAUACCAAAUCGCUGUGGCUGGACGCGGAAUCCAAAUGGUUGAAUUCUCCGGUUAACAGCUCGGUUCGUGUCAAAGAACUGUAAUUUGUACCAACCCAAUUUUGAUUGCUGGUUAAGAGUAAACCGGGGUUGCUUUCUGGUUUAAAGUUUGAUAAGAGAUGUGUUUUUUGUCGGUCGGUGGUCUAUUAAAUUGUGGGAUCAUGGAUCUGAACCCAAUUUGAUAGUUACAUUAUUGCUCAAAGAUCGGUAAUAUGGAGUUGUGCCCCAUGUGGGUGGGACCUUUGUGGACGAAAUAUCAACGUUACACAUGACCUUAUUCAUGUUACUAAUCAAUUAAGUACGAUUCAUUAAUAAAUUAUAUUCGUCACA